AUGGCUGAAGAAGAACCAGAAUUUCAAUUGAGUGAAGAACAAAUCGCUGAAAUUCGCGAUGGAUUCAAUAUGUAUGACAAAGAACGAAAGGGUGAAAUUCCAACAUCUAUUCUUGGAACAGUCAUGAAAAAUCUUGGACAUAAUUUAAAACCUGAUCAAUUGGCUGACUGCAUUGAUGCUGUUGAUGGUGACGGUAGUGGUACUGUUGACUUCGAGGAAUUUCUUGCUUUGAUGUCCAAGAAAACAAAAGAAGCUGAAGAUGAACGAGAAUUACGUGAAGUAUUUCGUGUAUUCGAUAAAAAUAGCCGUGGUGUCAUUGAUGUAGCAGAUUUAAAAAUGAUUUUUAAGGCACUCGAUCCUGACAUGCCAGACGAUGAAGUAGAACAAAUUAUUUCGGAAGUCGAUGAAGAUGGUUCUGGUACAGUUGAUUAUGAAGAAUUUUACAAAUUAAUGACAGGCUAA
This is a messenger RNA of Rotaria socialis, 462 nucleotides long. The record is from the annotation of a GenBank genome assembly. Lineage: Eukaryota; Metazoa; Rotifera; Eurotatoria; Philodinida; Philodinidae.